GCCCACUUUCUCUCUUUCUCAGCAUCACCUAAUUGCCCAAAGGGAAUAAAUCAAGUUUUCUGAAUCUGAAUCACCGACGUGACGGGUGCGUGCGCGCGCAUGUCGACGUGCGUGGCGUCACGACCGGCGCACUUGAAAGAGCGGCAAAGAUGAAAGUUGACUUGCAUUGCAAUGAGCGCAUGAGGAAGGGGGGGCUUCAAAUCAGGAGCGUGUUGAUCGCACCAUUUGCAAAUCAACCAACGCAACUAUUUGACAUGAAAGAAAUGUCACGGCUAAUGAGCAUCAAACACAAACAACUUUCUGUAAAAAUCCAUCUUCCAGGAUGUUUUUUUUUCUCUUUUUUUAAUCUGCAUAUCCUUCACUUGCCCACUUGCCAUGUCAGGCGUCCCGAGCGGGUUUGAGGCCAAGCGAACUCUUCGGAUGACCGCCACACGGCAAACACAAGCAACAACGGAACGACGGAAAAGAAAAAAACCAGCGAGUGUCGAGUGUCAAGUGGGCGUUAACGAGUUUCCCUGCGUGAGCGGUUUCAGGUACGCGCAGGGGGCGGGGCCCGCAGGAGCCCCGUGUGCGGCAGGUUGACCUGAAGUCACGCGACCUGCUCCUCGUCCUUCUUCGUGGCUCGCGGACGGCGCACGUCUUUUCCUCCCCCGGGCGUGACCUCGGCCGGCAGCAGAGUGACAUCACAGACGUGAGCUGACAAAGCUCAGCACAGAGACCUCCCGGGAGGUCCCGCGAAAGCCGAGUCGCGCGCCCGCACGCUCCCCGCUAUCCUAGCGGCGAACGGAAGAUGGAAAAGGGAAGGUCAGAAAUUGGGGUCAUGAGCUCCUCUUGUCCCAGAAGGCACCGUGGCUAACGCGCAAUCAUGUCCGCAGAGGUAACGCCGCCCCAACUCCCGCCAAAGAGGGGGCGCGGCGGAGCGCUACGGCAACUUUUUGCGACGACGCCGAAGACGCGCCGAUGUCACCGCAUCCGGUUUAGACAUGCGGCAGGAUCCCGUCGACCCUCGGUCCGAAGACCACGUGAGCCGCGAGGAGCCGCCGGGAUGCGAGGGGCCGGAGAGACGUUGGCUGCUCUGGCACGGCUUCAUGACGGAACACGCCCACUUGGACGCUUGGCUGCGAUUGGCCGAGCAGGCGGUGGCCUCCCGCGACUGGACUCGAGUCACUUACGCCGCAGCCAAGGACGACGUCAGGCGCUUUGAGAGGCUGCGGUGCGAGGCGGGCUCCUUUCUGGUUCAUCUGGACGCGCUGACCCAGAGGAAGCGGAGCCUGAGCGCGCUGUUCCGGGGCGCCAUGCGGACUCGCCUGAUAGCCGCGGCCCGGGACUGCGGCCGCAGGUGGGACCGCCUCAAGGUCGAGCUGGAAUCCAUCGGCGGACGCCUCAAGGCUUUGGUGCGCGAGUGGGAAGAGUUUGAGGAAGAGACGGAGGAGCUGGCCGUCUGGUUGGCCGAGAUGGAAGCGGGGCUGGCCGCCGUCCAACGCGUGACGGGGAAAACCCGCGACAAACUGCGCCAACUGCAGUCUUUCCAGCGGAGCGUGCGCGUCAACUCCGGUCGCGUGAACGGAGCGUUGGAGCGCGGCGAGGCUCUGAUCCAGCGCAGCGCCCCCGGCGACGCGCACCGCGUGGAGCGCCGCCUGCUGGAGCUUCUGCGCCAGUGCGGUCAGGUCUACGGCAACAUCGCGCGGGUGCAAACGCGACUCCUCAGCAUGCGAUUGGUCUUUGAGGAUGACAUCCUGCUGACUGCGCCCCCGGAUUCCGGUUGUCCGUCGGAGUCCUUUUUGUUCGAGGAGGAGGAGGGAGCGCUGGCCCAAGUCCGCCAGGAGCCGAGUCCUCAACGCCAACGACAAGUCGAUCAUCUUCGUGGUCGUGACCGUCCUUCGUCUUCGCCGCCGCCGCCUUUCCAUGAGCACUUGGGUCUGGAGUGGGACCCCUCGGUGGACGUGGGACACUCGGGCUCCUGCAGUGACUUCUCCUACUGCAGCGCCAGCACGGGUCCCGGGGACGCCCCAAAGAGGACCGGCGACAUCAGUGCCCUCGGCUCAGAAAACAACAUCAAGCGGGAAGAUACGCCGCGCUCGACGACGUCGCCGGCUCUCCUUGACGUCUUCUCGGCCGAAUGGGACAUGGAGAGCCUCGGCGGGGACCACGGGGUGACCUCCGCGCCAAAACAGGACGGCGACGGCCGCGUGAGGGCGUGGCUGGGAAGCCAAGGCGCUCCGCGUCCUUCCUGCUGUCGAGCUGUGCAGACCCACGCUCAGCGUUCGGCCAUCGCAGAACGGGAUCCCGCAGAUCUUUUCACUCCUGCCCCCAGUUGCCAUGGCGAUGACCGCACGGGCGCCUCUCAUGAGAGCUCGCCGUCCCGUGACGCGACUUCCGCGACGAGCGGCCGACACCGGGCGCGGGCUCCACAAGAGGAGGACGAAAGCUGCAGGGGCUCCGGGACCGCGCCCGGGGCGGCGCCGCGCCCCGGCGCCGAGCGCCUCCUGCUGGCCGCCGCUGCCGCCGUGUCGCUGCUGGCCUGUCUCUUCUGGAGCUUCCUGCAGCUGCCGUGCGGCCGCGGUGUCGUCGGCCCCUGGGGCGGCCUGCACCUGAGCUACGUCGCCGGGCCCCCGCCCACCUGAGGAUUGCCGCGAUGACACGGAUGCCGAUCGAUUGGGCCCCGACUUGUUUUGGUUGUUUUGGCCAUUUGGGCUUUCUGCGGACGCGCCUGCCAGAGCGCGCAAUGGCGUCGACGCUUCGCCGUCCGUCCUUUGAAGCAUUUCACUUUGUUGAUGGGCGGGCUUCACCAUCCCUUGCGAAAUGUGUCAAGCCAAUAAAAAGAACGCCUUUGUCUGUUUUUCUACAGAGAA
Molecule: messenger RNA, 2852 nt
Organism: Hippocampus zosterae (dwarf seahorse)
Lineage: Eukaryota; Metazoa; Chordata; Actinopteri; Syngnathiformes; Syngnathidae
Exons: 13
Coding region: 984-2624 (546 amino acids)
Cellular component (GO): nuclear envelope; meiotic nuclear membrane microtubule tethering complex
Molecular function (GO): protein binding
Source: RefSeq, a predicted model, not a curated record